Synchytrium microbalum is the source of this 1395-nucleotide messenger RNA. RefSeq lists its product as uncharacterized. The transcript is spliced from 9 exons. The record is from RefSeq and is a predicted model, not a curated record. Lineage: Eukaryota; Fungi; Chytridiomycota; Chytridiomycetes; Synchytriales; Synchytriaceae. Bases 1 to 1395 code for a protein of 464 amino acids.
AUGAUCAUCAUGUUUAUCUCAUUAAGCGUGCUUGAUCUGGUGCUUAAGAAGGGGAGAGUUGAUAAGGUGCUUGAUAUCAUGAAUCCAGGCAUCGCAUUCCUACAGCGGUACAUGCCUCUCAUGUUUUGCCCUGCUCUUGUCCUCCUACCAGCAAAACAACUGCUUCCAUUAGCAGAGAUUGGACGGAUCGCUCUCCUGUUUGUAAUCGGAUACGCUUUCUGGCUCCCCAUAAUAGCAUGGAUGGCCAGAAUGUUUAGCUUACUGCUAUCGUCAUUCUCUGCACGGAAACGGAAACGCCAAGCACUAGCUCCAACGCAUUCAGAUCCAAGUGCGUCGUUUCAGACACGGAGGCCCUCGGCUACUAGUACCCGUGAACGAGCAUCGAAACUUGCUUCAGCUUCAGAGCCUGCAAUAGAACAAGACGAGGAAGUAGAGCUCUGGACAUUAAGUAGCCAUGUCACCGAGGAGGAUGAAGAAGAUACCAAGACUAUAGAUGUGAGAUUGUUGCCUCCAUGGAGAGAACGCCCGUGCUUACCACAUCCUUUUAUGGUGUUGGGGUACUCGAUAUUGUUUGUGCCUGCUGUCUUCUUGUCUGCUUUUACCAGUGUUAGGCAGCCGGCCGAGUGUAUACUGACUGUAUUGGGGUACUUCUUUGGUAUCUGGGUGCCACCUAAGAUGAAGGUCGUCAUUCACCCUAUUAUCACAUGCUCUGCUGUUACGAUUCUUGGAUUAUAUGCAAUGGCUACAUAUCGAGGACAGUCUCUAACUGAUGAACUCGCAAUGUAUUCUACCGGCCUGAAUUCACAAGCUCUCUUAACCGACGUGUCAAAGCAUAUAAAUCCAACGACACCAGGAGGUGGUGAUUUACUGUUUAGUCUUGUUGACGCUGCUGUUGUAGCACUUGCUUUCCGUAUGUUUCAGUAUCGGGAGCUGGUGUUGAAACAUGGACUGGUAGUAGUAUUAACAUCUUCAGUCGCAAUCAUAUGUGUCAUGUUUUUCCACACAUUUCUCGGCCACCUCCUCGGCAUGAUGCCUGAAAACGCACUGGCGAUAUCUGCUAGAUGGGUUACAACGCCAUUAGCAAUCCAAUGCUUUAAUAUCUUGGGAGCUGAUGUGUCGUUGGGGGUUACUCUUGUAUUGGCUAGUGGGAUUGUAGGAGACAUUAUUGGAAUGCAUUUGCUGAGGCUUGUGCGGAUACCGAAAGACGAUAUAAUUAGUAUUGGGUGUGCGGUGGGGUGUACUUCUCAUGCUAUCGGAACGGCUGGUUUGUUAUCGACGAAUCCGCCAGCGGCUGCUAUAUCGUCAUUGUCAUUUGUAAUGCUUUCAACAAUGGCGGUCAUCGCGGUUUCUAUACCACCGAUAGCCAACGCUAUGAAAGUCGUAGCCGGUCAAUGA